UCAGUUCAGGGUUUUUCGGGUUUACGGUAACCCGCGUGGCGAAAAAAUUAUUUAAACAAUGAUGCAUAAAUAAAGGAUCUUAUAAACUUCCCAUAUGAUAAUUUAAUCGAUCUCAUGGUGAAAUUGUGUCAAUAAUAAAACAGUGCGAGGUCUCGUUAAUUGCGGAAUCAUUAUGUUAAACAAAACGAAAUUGUUCCUAUUUUCUUUGUUUAUUUUGGGCUUUCAGUGUCUACCCCCGGUGACUGAAGAGAAUAAGUAUAGGAAGCAAGUGCCUACGCAUGAAGCUCUCUCAUUUAUGAAAAAAUACGGUUAUUUAAUAGACGACAAUGGCCAAUCAGAAGCAAUUUACUCGGAAGAGAACCUUAGUGGGAUCAUCAAAGACCUUCAAAGGUUCGGUGGCAUCAAUCAAACCGGAGUGUUUGACAACGAUACCGUAAAGCUCAUGUCGUCUCGAAGAUGUGGUUUACCAGAUAUCUUACCAAAGGAUAAAGAAAUCAGACGUAGAAAACGGUUUACUGUGGCGCAGGGAUGGGAUAAACGACAUCUUACUUAUUACAUCUCAAAUUGGUCUCCAAAACUGAGUGAAGAAAUCGUAGCUAGAAACAUACAGAAAGCUUUGGACAUUUGGGCUGGAUAUGGCCGUCUUAGAUUUACCAGAUCACCGACUCCCGAUGCUGAUAUCAUUGUGGCAUUCGGAAGUGGUUAUCAUGGAGAUUCAUACCCCUUUGAUGGCCCCGGAUUGGUCCUAGCACACGCCUUUUUCCCAGGAGACACCCAAACUGCUGGCUCAGCUGGAGACAUUCAUUUUGACAACGACGAACCUUGGGCAGACCUCUCAAAUGAGCAGAAUAAUGGAGAAAUCGUGGAUGGCACCGAUUUCUUCUCUGUCGCUCUCCAUGAGCUUGGACAUUCUCUGGGUCUGUCACAUUCUGCUGUACCGACAUCUGUUAUGUUCCCUUAUUACAAGGGGUGGGAGCAUGGGUCACAAACGCAGCUGGAUUAUGAUGAUAUUAUGGGAAUGUAUAGUUUAUAUAUUCAGAGAAGGAUACAAGAAGAUGAGUUGGCACCGAGUUAUCCUGAAUGGCAACCGACUACAGAAGAGGUUGCUACUAGGAGACCAACAAGUACUCUAAGGCCAUAUUGGACUACUCCUAGGGAAGAUAGGACUCCUGAUUAUAGAGAUAGGGAGGAGAUAACAACGAGAAGGUCUAGUACAAGAAAAUCAGAAAGAACAACUACUUUAAGACCAUAUUGGACUACUUUUAGGCAAGAUAGGGAGGAGAUAACAACGAGAAGAUCUAGCACAAGAAAACCAGAGGUAAACAGAACUCCUGCUCCUUAUCCCUCACGACCUAAAAGUGACGAAACAGGACAGCCUGAACAAAAACCCCCUGACAUUUGCAAGGGACAUUUUGACGCAGUUGCUACUUUAAGAGGAGAACUAUUUAUAUUUAAAGAUGAAUAUCUAUGGAGACUGAAAUCCCCAGGACAAAUAUACGAAGGAUACCCAACAAAAAUCCAUCGGAUGUUUCCAGAACUGCCCAAAGAGAUCCGAAAAAUAGACGCGGCAUACCAAAGGCCCAACGGAGAUAUUAUUUUAUUUACUGGCAAAGAACUAUGGAUAUAUAAUGGUGUCAAGUUUCUGGAAAAUAGUCCGUUGCCUUUGAGUUAUUAUGCUGGGCUGCCUGAUUAUUUGGAUGGGGUCGAUGCUGUACAGAAUUGGGCAAAAAAUGGUAAAACAUACAUUUAUAAGAAUAGCAGAUUUUGGAGGUACGAUGAGGAAACGAAGAAAAUGGAUGAUGACUACCCGAAACAUAUUGAAAGGUGGAGAGGAGUACCAGGAAACUUAAAUGCUGCAAUUACUUGGACAGAUGGAAUUACAUACUUUUUCAAAGGAGAGUUAUUUUGGACCUUCGAUAAUAACUGGAUAAUGACUACCCAUACGUCCCCCAUGCCUAUCGCACCCAUAUGGUUGGGCUGUAAAGAGCGAGUUAGCCAUAUUAAUAGAUUGUUUGAUAAAUCGGUGCAAUAAUGAAUGAUUUUUUUGAGUUUUAACAAUUAUUAUGUGUUCAGCAAAAUGUAGUAUAAAAUAAAUAGGUUAUAAAUAAAUCUGAAAUCUCAUGAA
Molecule: messenger RNA, 2125 nt
Organism: Anthonomus grandis grandis
Lineage: Eukaryota; Metazoa; Arthropoda; Insecta; Coleoptera; Curculionidae
Product: matrix metalloproteinase-14-like
Exons: 11
Coding region: 173-2032 (619 amino acids)
Biological process (GO): proteolysis; collagen catabolic process; extracellular matrix organization
Cellular component (GO): extracellular matrix
Molecular function (GO): metalloendopeptidase activity; zinc ion binding
Source: RefSeq, a predicted model, not a curated record